AUGUCAGUCAAUACAUACAACAUCAGGCGCAAGGCGCACAACGUCAGUCGCUCCAGCACCGAUCAGACCUGGAAUCCGUUUCGCCGUGUCGCCUGGAAACAAAACCGCAGAGGCACAUGGGCGCACGACAGCAACACCCGCGAUCUCGAAGCCGACGCCGACGGACCCCGUCUCACCCACGCCCAAACCGCGCCUCAGCAAACGACACAUUCGUCCACGGCCGACCCGACCCGGGAUCCGGAGCUCACUCAAGUCACUGAGGAGCGAUCAAUCGGCAACGACCAUGGCGCAACGAACGGCUUGGCCCCUGCCAGUGCUGCCGCCGUCAGAAACCGUAAACCCGGGGAUGAAGCUUUGAAAGCCGUCAACAGUCACCAGGACGAAGACGAGGACGUCAAAGAGAGAAAGGCGGCUAAGCCGAACGCGCUGUAUCGUCCCGUUCAUCCCAAACAGCCGUUCACGCUUGGCAACCAGAUAAAGCGCACAAUCUUUGGCUCUUGGAUCAACCUUUUGAUCAUUUGUGCUCCCGUUGGCAUUGCUCUCAACUACGUCCCCAGUGUUAGUCGAACCGUCAUCUUCGUCGUCAACUUCAUCGCCAUCAUUCCGCUCGCUGCUAUGCUGAGCUUUGCUACCGAAGAGAUUGCCCUGCGUACUGGUGAGACGUUGGGAGGUCUCAUCAAUGCCACAUUUGGCAACGCUGUUGAGCUCAUUGUCGCCGUUAUUGCUCUUAUCAAGGGCGAAAUUGUCGUCGUGCAGACGUCGCUCGUUGGAUCUAUUCUCUCCAAUCUGUUGCUGGUCAUGGGCUUUUGCUUCUUCUUUGGCGGUCUGCGCCGUACCGAGCAAUAUUUCAACACCACUGUCGCGCAAACCGCUGCAUCUAUGCUCGCCCUUGCCGUCGCCUCGGUCAUUGUGCCGACCGUCUUUGAACUCAAGACCAAGGCAGAUCAAAAUGAAAUUGCGAAGCUGUCGCGCGGUACCGCCGUCAUUCUGCUUCUGGUGUACUUUGCCUAUCUGUUCUUCCAACUCCAUACCCAUCUCGAUGUCUUCAACGAACAAAGCCAAAAGGUUGCUGCAAGGCCGUGGACUCAUGGGCAUACUCUUAAAGAGGGCUUCUCUCACAUGCCUGGUGCCAGUGCUUUCAGGCGCGGCCAUGGUACUUCCAGCCAAGAAGAGCAGAUCCUGGCUGCGGCGCCAGUCGAGAACCAGGAACUCUCCCAAGAGGAGGAAGAUGAGGACGAGGAGGAUCCUCAGCUGCACUUUUAUGUUGCCAUUGCCACACUCCUUAUCUCUACUGUUAUUAUCGCGCUUUGUGCCGAAUUCAUGGUCGACUCGAUUGACCAUCUGACCAAAACUACAGCUCUGCGAAAAGAGUUUGUCGGCCUCAUUCUGCUGCCUAUUGUCGGUAACGCUGCCGAACACGCCACUGCAGUGACGGUUGCCAUCAAGGAUAAGAUGGAUCUUGCUAUUGGUGUUGCCGUUGGAUCUAGCAUGCAGGUGGCUCUAUUCCUCAUCCCCCUCCUCGUUAUCAUCGGCUGGGGCCUCGGAAACGAGUACAUGGACCUUAGCCUGGACGAGUUCCAAGUGGCCGUCAUGUUUGUCGCUGUGCUCCUCACCAACUACCUGAUUGGUGAUGGCAAGAGUCACUGGCUGGAAGGUUUCUUGCUGAUAUGCCUUUACGCCAUUAUUGCCACCUGUUCAUUCUUUUAUCCCGACGACGCUAGCGAUGGCCGCACUGGCUAA
This is a messenger RNA of Cordyceps militaris CM01, 1740 nucleotides long. Its product is annotated as sodium/calcium transporter, putative. The coding region runs from base 1 to 1740 and encodes 579 amino acids. Gene Ontology annotation, biological process: intracellular calcium ion homeostasis; calcium ion transmembrane transport. The record is from RefSeq and is a predicted model, not a curated record. Gene Ontology annotation, molecular function: calcium:proton antiporter activity. The transcript has 2 exons. Gene Ontology annotation, cellular component: fungal-type vacuole membrane. Lineage: Eukaryota; Fungi; Ascomycota; Sordariomycetes; Hypocreales; Cordycipitaceae.